Molecule: messenger RNA, 1282 nt
Organism: Atta colombica
Lineage: Eukaryota; Metazoa; Arthropoda; Insecta; Hymenoptera; Formicidae
Product: DET1- and DDB1-associated protein 1
Exons: 4
Coding region: 289-600 (103 amino acids)
Biological process (GO): positive regulation of proteasomal ubiquitin-dependent protein catabolic process
Cellular component (GO): Cul4-RING E3 ubiquitin ligase complex
Source: RefSeq, a predicted model, not a curated record
UAACUUCAUUUCUCUCUAGUUAUCGAGUAGUAAAUAACAUAGAAUCUAAUAAAAAAUGGUAAUAGACAUUAAACAAUAAAGAUGCAGUUUUGUGUGUUAUUUCUAAUAUAAAUGUUAUUUUGCCGUAAUGUGAGAAGUAUGAAAUAAGUUUGGCGAAUACCUUCUCAUUGCACGCGAUAUUCGAUGGCGAUUUUGACGAUGAUAGUCUCGUAUCAAUUAAAUCGCCUAAAAGUCUUUUUUUUAUGUGAAUAAUCUCAAAUCUAACAGUCAACAGAUUGUCUACUUAUAAUGUCUGUUGCUGAAUUUUUAAAAGGCCUUCCAUCACAUGAUGAAAACAAUUUCGCAAAUUUUCAUACUGAUAAUGGAAAUCGGACAUGUGUCAAGAGGCCAUCAGUUUAUCUUCCUACUAAGGAUUAUCCUUCCGAACAAAUCAUAGUUACUGAGAAAACCACCAUUUUAUUGAGGUAUCUUCAUCAACAAUGGGAUAAAAAGAAUGCAGAUAGAAAGAGAGAAUUUUUGUCUACCAAUGGUGAUUCUCAGGAUGAUGCAUCUACAGUACGCAGUAAAAGGCCACGUCUCGAUUUGAAUAACAGUCUUUAAAAUAUGUUUUUCAUAUGAAAAUAUUGGAUAAUUAAUGAUUUAUACACGAUAUAAAUUAAUUAUUCCUAACGAACAUGAUGUUGAUGGGUAUUAUAUAAAGGUAUAUCAUUGGUUAAACUUACAAAAGUAAAAUAUGUCCUUUUUGACAAUAUUUUUUAGUAAAUUAAUUUUUUUUUUAUUCUGAUUUUGUUAAAAAAUUUAAAAGACUACAAAAUAUGAUGAAAUGAUGUGCUUCAUACAUUUAUAUCGUGAUAUAUUUUGAAUAUCCACUUUUUUUUUAUGCCAUCUAAAUUGUUAAAUCAUUGUGUUAAAUAUUACUUCACAUAGAAAUUGUAAUUGAAACAGCAAUUGUACUAUAUUUAAAUAUUGUUUAUAUUUUUUCCUUCCAAGAAAUUAUUUAUUAUCUUUUUUCAUAUAAAUUAUUUAUUAGGAAAGUGAAACUUAUUUAAAAGAGAUAGUAUACAUGUUUGUAUAUGCAAGACAAGUUAUUACUAUUUCAAAUUUUUAAAGCAUUUAUCUUGUUUUAAGAAACUUAUAAAUUUUUUACACAGUAUUUAUUAUAUUAUUUGAUCUAUUGCCAACUAAAUUAUAAAAUUAGUUAUAAUUAAAUAACAAUAAUAAAUAUGUAAUAAUUGUAUUAAAGGAAUUACCAUUUCAAAUAAAUUGUUUGUAUGUAUAGAUA